GGCAGAGUUCCUAGGGUUUGCUGUGCUUUCCUUCUUCUCCAAGGGCCUUUAUUGAGAGCUGAAAAUGGUUCUCUCCAACGAUAUUGAUUUGCUGAAUCCUCCUGCCGAGCUCGAGAAGAGGAAGCACAAGCUCAAGCGCCUGGUGCAGUCUCCCAACUCCUUUUUCAUGGACGUGAAGUGCCAGGGUUGUUUCAACAUAACCACUGUAUUCAGUCACUCGCAAACAGUUGUGGUCUGUGGGAACUGCCAGACAGUACUAUGCCAGCCAACUGGCGGGAAAGCCCGACUUACAGAGGGAUGUUCCUUUAGGAAGAAGGGCGACUAAUGAUGAUGAUGCUAAAUCCUAGUACGAGUUGGUUUGUGUUUGGUGACAAAGAAGAAAUGAGGCGGUUUUGAUGUUAGCUUAAGGUUUUAUAUUUAAUUUGUGAUCAUGUUCCUGUUUUUACCAAGUUUUGAACAUAUAUGACUACAUCUCAUGUUUCUAUUUAGUUUUUUUUUUAUUGGAUUGGAAUUCUGUCUGGAAGCAUAACUGUUUUGUUCUCUUCUCUUCGAAUUGGAUUUUCAUUCCUGAGUUUUGAAUUCAUUUUCAUUGCCACCUUGAAGAAAUGGUAAAGCUGCUUUAUGGCCUUUAUUAUUGGUGAAUGUCAUUUGUAUCAUGCGUUUUCUAUGCAUAUUUAUAUUUUUCCCCAUGGCGUGGAGAUCUAAGGUUGAACCAAGUUGGUAACGCUCGGACUCUUGUGAAA
Messenger RNA from Ilex paraguariensis (yerba mate), 743 nucleotides. The record is from the annotation of a GenBank genome assembly. Lineage: Eukaryota; Viridiplantae; Streptophyta; Magnoliopsida; Aquifoliales; Aquifoliaceae.